AUGAACGCAGGCGCUGCCCCCGGUGGAAGCAAAGCUGCUCCUCCCAAGUUCAAGCAGAAGGAGACGAGGCAGUUCAAGAGCAAAGCCCCCAAAGCCGGACAGAAGGGAUUCGAUGAUGUUCCUGGAAUGGACGGACUCGGAGGCGCUGAGGUGGUUUGUCCCUGGGAGGCGUUCGGAGACAUGGAGCUGAGCGACCUGGCGCAGUUUGGCAUCGUUUAA
This is a messenger RNA of Boleophthalmus pectinirostris (great blue-spotted mudskipper), 219 nucleotides long. Its product is annotated as retinal cone rhodopsin-sensitive cGMP 3',5'-cyclic phosphodiesterase subunit gamma-like. Bases 1 to 219 code for a protein of 72 amino acids. Gene Ontology annotation, molecular function: cGMP binding; 3',5'-cyclic-nucleotide phosphodiesterase activity. Gene Ontology annotation, biological process: visual perception; positive regulation of epidermal growth factor receptor signaling pathway; positive regulation of G protein-coupled receptor signaling pathway. The transcript has 3 exons. NCBI's taxonomy places the organism in Eukaryota, Metazoa, Chordata, Actinopteri, Gobiiformes, Gobiidae. The record is from RefSeq and is a predicted model, not a curated record. Gene Ontology annotation, cellular component: photoreceptor outer segment membrane.